UUACGAUUUGGACGAAUCGCAGUCACUUUAUGUCAUGUAGACACCCACUGGGAGUAUUACAACUCAAUAAUGCAUUAAGAUGUAUGUCCAAGAUGCCCAAGAAGCAAAAUACAGUAUGUGGAAUGAAAACAAAAGGUAACCUUUGUGGUGAAAAGGAUUUGAAAAUUGAAAGCUCUUCUAUCGUGACGAUGAAGAAAGAUGGGUCAUUUGCAAUUAAUGUAUUGGCCAAACCAGGUGCAAAACAAAAUAUGAUAACAGACAUCCUGCCAGAUCAACUUGCUAUUCAAAUAGCAGCGCCACCUGUUGACGGAGAAGCGAAUAAAGAACUAGUGAAAUAUGUUGCCAAAUUGUUGGACGUGAGAAAAUCUGAUGUGUCUUUAGACAGGGGAUCUAAAUCGAGGAAUAAAAUACUCAGUAUUAAAGCAGAUGGACUUACAGUUGAACACCUGACACAACGAUUCACAGAACAUAUGGAAAAUGGUUGACUAGUAUCUGACAACAUAAAGCAAAUACAAAUACAAUGUGUAAAGAAAUAAUAAGUAAUCAAUGCAAGACCGGGCUUACUUUGCCCCAGUUUAACAAUAAGGAGAUUGAAAAGUUGGACAUUUGUUUUAUCAGCUCACAAUGAAAUAUACUAUAUUUAGAUGGAGUAUAUAAAAACUAUUUUCAUAUGUACACGUACACUAUGUCAUAUUUAUGUAACCAGUAGCCGUCCAGUAAAUGUGAUGAAGCUCAUUUUAUAAGUGCUUUCGGCUACAAAAUCACAAAUUAUAUGCAAAACGUAUAUUGCUGCAUGUUAAUAAAGUACUUCAAAUGGAUCUCUUAUAUUAGGAUCAUAUUUGAACAUGUUCAUAUUUGAGUGAUGGUCUCCCACAUGUCCUUCCAUAUCUUUUCUACUCCAUCUCCACAUCACGUCGUUCAUGUCGUUGUUGUUUUCGGUGUGAAUAACGGGAGUUCGAGGAGAUCUGAUUGGCUCCUCGUAAUAAUCGUUUCCGUCGUCUACAAAAAUAUAACAUUGUAGUCAUGCACAG
Owenia fusiformis is the source of this 1031-nucleotide messenger RNA. The record is from the annotation of a GenBank genome assembly. Lineage: Eukaryota; Metazoa; Annelida; Polychaeta; Sabellida; Oweniidae.